Malania oleifera is the source of this 2486-nucleotide messenger RNA. Its product is annotated as pentatricopeptide repeat-containing protein At2g37310. The transcript has a single exon. Gene Ontology annotation, molecular function: protein binding; RNA binding. The record is from RefSeq and is a predicted model, not a curated record. Gene Ontology annotation, biological process: RNA modification. Bases 54 to 2057 code for a protein of 667 amino acids. Lineage: Eukaryota; Viridiplantae; Streptophyta; Magnoliopsida; Santalales; Ximeniaceae.
GCCACUCUAGGGCGCCGUCUGGCAAUGAUUUUUAAUUAUCAAUACUCGGAUGGAUGAGGAAAACAAAGCCAUUGAACAUCCCAGCAGCCCUCACCACCCCCGCCCUCAUUCACCGAGCCUUAGACAGUCUCCGCGGAGCCAAUGGGCUCGACUGUGGCGCAUGUGGCCGCCUUCUCCAGCACUGCACCGACCACCGUCUCCUCCGCCAGGCCAAGCAGCUUCACGCCCGCGUUGUCCUUCUCUCCGUCGUCCCCGACAACUUCCUCGCUUCCAAGCUCCUCACUUGUUACUGGAAAUGUGGCCGUGUAUACGAAGCCCACAAGGUGUUCGACGACAUUCCUCAAAAAAACAUCUUCUCUUGGAACGCUAUGCUCAUUGGAUACUCGCUUAGUGAUAUGUACGCACACACGCUAAAACAUUUUUCGUGCCUGCUGUCUUCGUGGCCGACAGGUGUGAAGCCUGAUAACUAUACGAUUACAUGCGUGUUAAAGGCACUGGCAGCGGUGUACACCGACUCGAGCUUGGGUAGGGAGAUUCAUUCGUUUGUUUUGCGACACGGGUUUGAUGUGGAUGUCUUUGUUAUUAAUGCUCUGAUUACGUAUUAUGCAAGAUGUGACGAUCUUGGGUCGGCGAGAAGGUUGUUUGAUUGGAUGCCCGAGAAGGAUAUUGUGUCGUGGAAUUCAAUGAUUGCUGGAUAUUCUCAAGGUGGGUAUUAUGACCAGUGUGGUAGCUUGUAUAUGGAAAUGAUUGUUUCUGCGGGGUUAAGGCCAGAUGGGAUGACACUGGUAAGUGUUCUGCAGGCCUGUGCGCAGUUGAAGGAUCUUAUUUUUGGGAUGGAAGUUCACAAGUUUGUGAUUGAGAACAAAAUUGAAAUGGACUUAUCAGUUUGCAAUGCUGUUAUUGGAUUGUAUGCAAAAUGUGGCAGUUUGGACUAUGCCACAGAGCUUUUUGAAGAAAUGAGUGAGAGGGAUGAAAUCACUUAUGGAUCAAUUAUCUCCGGGUACAUGGUUCAUGGUUUUGUUCACAAAGCCAUGGGUCUCUUCCGUGAAAUGAAAAAGCCAGCUUUAAGUACAUGGAAUGCUGUGAUUUCAGGUCUGGUUCAGAAUGGCCAGCACAUUGGAAUUCUGGAAUUAGUCCGCGAAAUGCUGGCAUCUGGUUUCAGGCCAAAUGCUGUGACAUUAUCAAGCAUUCUUCCUGCAUAUUCAUAUUUUUCAAACCUAAAAGGGGGGAAGCAAAUACACGGUUAUGCUGUUAGGAACAAUUACUUUCAUAAUAUAUAUGUGGCCACUGCCAUUAUUGACACUUAUGCAAAAUCUGGAUUUAUUCAUGGGGCACAUCGGAUUUUUGAUCAAUCGAAAGAUAGAAGUGUGAUAAUUUGGACGGCAAUAAUAUCAGCAUAUACAGCCCAUGGAGAGGCUAAUGCAGCUCUUAAUUUGUUUGCUGAGAUGGUAUAUAAGGGGACUCAACCAGACCCUGUCACAUUUACGGCAGUAUUGGCAGCUUGUGCUCACUCAGGAGUAGUAGACGAAGCUCAGAAUAUCUUUAAUACCAUGGUCUCGAAGUAUGGCAUUCAACCCUCAGUUGAACAUUAUGCUUGCAUGGUAGGGGUUUUAAGCCGAGCAGGAAGGCUCUCAGAGGCUGUGGAAUUUAUUUCUAAAAUGCCAAUUGAACCAAGCGCUAAAGUUUGGGGUGCAUUGCUCAAUGGUGUUUCAGUCUCUGGUGAUGUUGAACUUGGGAAGUUUGUUUGUGAUCGCUUGUUAGAGAUUGAGCCUGAAAACACUGGGACAUAUAUCAUUAUGGCAAAUUUGUAUUCACAGGCUGGGAGAUGGGAAGAAGCUGAAAGGAUGAGGGAAAGGAUGAAGAGAAUUGGAUUGAAGAAGAUCCCAGGCAGUAGUUGGAUUGAAACACGUGGAGGGUUACGGUGCUUCAUUGCCAAGGAUACAUCAAAUGAAAGAACCAAAGAUAUUUAUUGCGUGUUGGAAGGACUCCUCGAGUUGAUGAGAGAGGAAGGGUACGUCAUGCAGGAUGGGUUCGAUGAGGUAUAUGGUUCAAUGUGAAAUCGUUGAUGCCAGUGGAAUCAUUGUCAAUUUGUUCAUGGGUGCAUUGCUGGUAGAAACAACAGCAUGCUUGCACAUUCAGAGAUAUCGGGCCUACCAUGUUAUAUUUACAGACAACAUUGUAAACACCAAGUUUUUUUAAGGCAGGUUGGAGGCUAGAAAGUGUCUUGUUUGGAGAACCAGCCCCACACUUGGGCUGGAUGUUUAGGAGUGGGAAGGCUUUGCCUUCAUUUGCACCAAAAGCUUUGUUAGAUGACUGUACUUGAUGUGGAUGGUCUAGUUUUCUUAUUGGAACCAGAAAAACUAUGAAGAGACUGAAGUUGGUGCUUGAGAAGCAAUUAGAAAAACCAGAUAAAAAAAGGCUGUGCAUCUAUGAGUUUGCAGUACAAUGAGUAUGAAUUCAGAAAAUAAAAUAUACCAUUUUCACUC